Molecule: messenger RNA, 1253 nt
Organism: Lontra canadensis (Northern American river otter)
Lineage: Eukaryota; Metazoa; Chordata; Mammalia; Carnivora; Mustelidae
Product: olfactory receptor 51E2
Exons: 2
Coding region: 135-1106 (323 amino acids)
Biological process (GO): G protein-coupled receptor signaling pathway
Cellular component (GO): membrane
Molecular function (GO): G protein-coupled receptor activity; olfactory receptor activity
Source: RefSeq, a predicted model, not a curated record
CAAGUCUCCUCAUAAGCUCUGUCCUCCCCUGGAAUCAAGUCUCCUCAGCCUUCUGAGUCAGCCCGGGAGGGACAAGUACAAAUUCUGCUAGCAGGUUGCCAGGGUGACCUCACCCUCUCCAGCGCCCCUUCUCGAUGCCAGCUAUGAGUUCCUGCAACUUCACACAUACCACCUUUGUACUUAUUGGUAUCCCAGGAUUAGAAGAAGCCCAUUUUUGGAUCGGCUUUCCCCUGCUUUCAAUGUAUGUCAUGGCAGUGUUUGGAAACUGCAUCGUGGUCUUCAUCGUAAGGACAGAGCGCAGCCUACACGCUCCCAUGUACCUCUUUCUCUGCAUGCUGGCAGCAAUUGACCUGGCCUUGUCAACAUCCACCAUGCCCAAGAUCCUCGCCCUCUUCUGGUUUGAUUCCCGGGAGAUUACUUUUGAUGCCUGCAUUACCCAGAUGUUUUUUAUUCAUGCUCUCUCAGCUAUUGAGUCCACUAUCCUGCUGGCCAUGGCCUUUGACCGUUAUAUAGCCAUCUGCCACCCACUGCGCCAUGCAGCAGUGCUCAACAAUACAGUAACAGCCCAGAUUGGCAUGGUGGCUGUUGUCCGUGGAUCCCUCUUCUUUAUCCCACUGCCUCUGCUCAUCAAGCGGCUGGCCUUCUGCCACUCCAAUGUGCUCUCUCACUCCUAUUGUGUCCACCAGGAUAUGAUGAAGUUGGCCUAUGCAGACACGUUGCCCAAUGUGAUCUAUGGUCUUACUGCCAUACUGUUGGUUAUGGGCGUGGAUGUUCUGUUCAUCUCCUUGUCCUAUUUUCUGAUUAUACGAACGGUUCUACAACUGCCUUCCAAGUCAGAGCGGGCCAAGGCUUUUGGAACCUGUGUGUCACACAUCGGUGUGGUAUUAGCUUUCUAUGUUCCUCUCAUUGGCCUCUCAGUGGUACACCGUUUUGGAAACAGCCUUGAUCCCAUUGUGCAUGUUCUCAUGGGUGAUGUUUAUCUACUCCUGCCUCCUGUGAUCAAUCCCAUCAUCUACGGUGCCAAGACCAAACAGAUCAGAACUCGUGUGCUAGCUAUGUUCAAGAUCAGCCACGACAAGGACCCUCAGGAUGUGGGAAGAAGGUGAUCAUUACCAUUCUACUUUCCCUUAUCUUUAAUGGCUUGACAUAAGGAUUUUUCCUAAAGCUAGCUUAAUUCUAGUUAUCUGUAAGCAUAUCAAUGAUUUUCUCUGCUGUGGUCUCCAAAUUCUGCCUCUGCUUGCGGUGAAACUUUG